AUGAAACUCGCAGUCACAGUAUUGGCAUCAAUCUUGUUUGCUUGCUCGGUUACUACAGCCAAACCAGUCAAUCCCAGUGCAACUACAAGUGCUGAAGCUAGCACUUCAACCGUCAUCCCAACUGCAACUGAAAGUACUAAAUCUAAGCAUCGGGUACUUUCUUAUGAAGGAUCUGAAUUUUCAGUUGAUCUUAGUAAACUCUCAAAGGAUGAUGUGAAGUUGAUCCAAGAAUACCUACAAACGGAUCAAGAAUAUGAAGAGAUAAAGAAAGCGUGUGACUCGGCCAAAUCUGAAGAGCUCAAUCAAAAAGAAUUGUUAAAACGCCUGGAUGGAGAGAGUUACGAGCUGUCACUAAAAUAUUCGAAUAACGAGGAUGAUCCAGUGUAUCAAGAAGAGAAAGAAAUAAUUAAUCAGAAGUUUGAUGAAGAGGACGAAAUAUUCUUCAGCCUUCAACAAAAGCGUCGGAAACUCGAUAAAAAUCUUUAUCACGCUGGCUUGUUGCUUCAUAUAGCCAGAAAAGAACUUGCAGAGCUCCUGUUCCAAAAUGGUCCAAGUACAGCAUCACUGGAUUCUUACAGGAUAUCUCUGGAAUUAGAUCGCAAUUUUGCUGAAAGUAUCUACCAAUCUUUUAUUCUCCGACUAAACAAACAGUCGGGAUCGGAUACACAAAAAGCUUCCAAAUCUUCCAAAUCCCAUUCUCGUUCUCGUUUAUGGAAAACUUCCAAAUCCAAGAAUGAGCGCAAAUCAUUUUCGAGUCCACCCAGUUCUGAAGAUUCAGAUGAAUCACCCGUUUGA
This is a messenger RNA of Batrachochytrium dendrobatidis JAM81, 795 nucleotides long. RefSeq lists its product as uncharacterized. Bases 1 to 795 code for a protein of 264 amino acids. The transcript is spliced from 2 exons. The record is from RefSeq and is a predicted model, not a curated record. Lineage: Eukaryota; Fungi; Chytridiomycota; Chytridiomycetes; Rhizophydiales.